UCAGCAUAACACCGGAACUGAACUGAACUGUGUGGUGACCUGGAAGUUCUCUCAUUUUAGCUGGAGAACGAAAAUUGUAUGCAUAUUUUUGUCCUGAUGUUUGUUUGAGGACCAAAAGCAUUCUGGACGAAAUAAGCCGUGCCGCACACCGAGACAUUGGGGACAUAACGUUAUCUGUUUAACAUUAGUCCUCGACCAAAACAGUUAGUUAAACAGAACCUUUUCUGUUCGGAAAGAAGCUCGACUUUUUCAUUGGGCACAGGGAAGCUAACUUAGCGUUAGCGUUUACUUGUCGAACUGUGAUAGUAUCGGACUCGUCAAGAACACCCCAAAAUACAGGAGCUCAUCAGUGGAAGCAGACAAGGGCGGCAGAAGUUACAGGGAUCACCAAGGGGCCCUGAGAUGACAUCACAGCAGCAACAGCUCCCAGAUGCUGUUAUUCAUCCCCACCUUGCCCAAAACUCCUCUGCACAGCAGGCCCAUCCCCACAUUCAGAUUAAUCAGCUGGACUUGAGUCAUAGCAGUGCAACUGCUCGACCUCUGGACCACAGAGCUCUGACAGGCAGGCCAGGCUGCACCAGUGUGGCAGCAACCAGCGGGGAGGUGGCCAACAGGAAGUCCAGCUUGUCAAGAAGAGAUGGGGGCUUUGAGCCAUGGCCUGAGGAAACAGUGAACAACUCUCAUGGACUGUACUCCCUUCACCGCAUGUUUGAUAUAGUUGGAGCCCAGUUAACACAUCGGGAUGUCAGGGUACUCUCGUUCCUGUUUGUUGAUGUGAUAGAUGAGUAUGAGCGUGGUGGCAUCAGGAGUGGAAGGGAUUUUCUGCUAGCCCUAGAGCGCCAGGGUCGCUGUGAUGAGACCAACUUCCGACACAUUCUUCAGCUUCUAAGAAUUAUCACCCGCCAUGACCUGCUGCCUUACGUCACACUCAGGAAACGGCAGGCUGUAUGCCCAGAUCCUGUUGACAGGUACUUGGAGGAGACAUCAGUGCGCUACAUUUCACCAAGAGGAACAGUGCCAAGCAAGGACACUCCAUCUAACAGAAGAACAGGUCCUCAGCCGGUCAUUUGCUGUUCCCCUUCAGGACCCCACGUUGACCCUCCACGAAUGAAGCCUGUUCCUUCUGUACCGAACUGCAAACGAAGGAGAAGUCAUUCUUCAGCUGACUGCAGAGAAAAGCAAACAUGUGAUAUCCGCCUCAGGGUUCGUGCUGAAUACUGCCAGCACGAGUCUGCUCUUCAGGGCAACGUGUUUUCUAACAAGCAAGAGGCAGUGGAGCGACAGUUUGAGCGUUUCAACCAGGCAAACACUAUCCUUAAAUCCCGAGACUUGGGCUCCAUCAUUUGUGACAUCAAGUUUUCUGAGCUGACCUACUUGGAUGCCUUCUGGAGGGACUACAUCAAUGGAUCAUUGCUAGAGGCCCUUAAGGGGGUCUUUAUCACAGAUUCCUUAAAACAAGCUGUGGGCCAUGAAGCUAUAAAACUGUUGGUAAAUGUUGACGAGGAGGACUACCAGGCUGGUCGACGUAAACUGCUCCGUAAUUUGGUCUCAACUGGAGGGAGCACGCUGGGAGCUAGUAAAGACUUUGUGUCUUAGAUAUAGCCUUUAGUUGGUAGUAUAGGGGAGGAACACUGUUGUGCCUCACCCUUAGGGAACUGAGCGAGAUGUGGCUGUGUCAUUUGAGGUGCCUGAAGCGUGUGCCUGAAAGGAACUAAAGAACUACUAGCCACUAUAUUGAUUCCUUCAGUGCUAAGGUCAUACCCUUAGUAUAUACUUGGCACCACUUAGUGUAGCAUGCAAGGUGAUUGGGGAACUGUAUUAUAGCAAAAAGAGUUAGACAGUGCAUACAGGUUGUUAUUUUUAAUGUUGAACUGUUGAUUUUCUUCAUGUAGGUGCUGAGUCAUGUGUACAUUGAAUUAAUUUUUUGUUUCUAGUAUGUUAGCUCCAUGAAACACGUUUGUCAUCUCCAAUGAUAGUCUUCACCCAUGUUCAAAAGUGUAAUUAUUUUCAGUAUAGGACAUAUGUUUAACACUGACAAGUUACUCCCAGUGGGAGUUGUAUUUUAUUGUGAAAAUAUGUGGUUCCUUUUUUCCCCCAUGUUUUUUAGGUACAUUACAGAUUGAUUGGACUGACCAAAUGAAGUGUUCUGUAUGUUAUUUUUUAAAAAAAGCACAGGUUGUAGUUCACUAACAAUUUGCUUUGUUUCUUUUUGAUUUUGCAGAGCUUCCUGGAAGAUUGAUCGUUGUGGAGCAUUAUUUUGUUGGUUAAUUUUGACAUCACUAUUUUCGUUUUGUUUUAACAAAUUCUUUUAAACAUGCCUUGGAAACUGAAAUGUGAUUCUGGCCUAAUUUUAAAUGUCUGGCACUGCCGAUAUUUACAAUGCUGUGUGUCAUUCUAAGAUGUCGAAUCUUAUCUAAUGUUACAGUAAGUCAUUCACUGGUGUUACAUAGUCAGAUUACACCUGUAAGCCUCACUCAUUCUGUCAUUCAUAUUCACUCAUGAUUUAGCACUAAACUUGUUUUUUUUUGUUUUUUUUAAUUUGAAUUGACAGUAAUACUUCAACAGCAGGCCAAUAUGUGUAGAGCCAUCUCAGCUUUGCAGGUAUAUGUUAUAAUAUUAAACUACUUCACAUGUUUUUGUGAAGUUAAGGAUAUUUCAACCAGCUGUACUUUACAUCCUCAGAAGUCUAGUCCAUAGACAUGUCAUGCACGAUGUAAUGGAGUUCACAUGAUCUAAACAUUAUAAAAUCCUGAAAUAGACAGCCAAGAGUCCAUCAUUGUGUGUCGUUGAGCCCCUAAAGUGUGUCCCUAUGUUGUCCCUUAUCAACAACUAACUGUUCGAGUAUUAUUUUAGGGUGCUAAUAAAUGGUAGCUCAACCUAGUCAAUUACUGAUUUCAUAUAGUUAUUCCAUAUUUUUGCUUUUUUUUUUUUUUACUUUUUUUUAAAUUCCAAAGUACAUGUAGAGCAUAUGGCAAAACUAAUUGACAAUUGAAAUGGUAAGCUUUCUUUAUUGUCUUACUGUGAUACUUAGCAGUAGGAAUACUGCCAGGUUACUGGACAAAACUGCAAAAUGCUGAAAUACGACAACAUAAUUCAAUUUCUUCUUUUAUACAGUAGCUGAGCAUGCCAGCCAGUAUGUUAUAGUUGUAGAAAGGUUGAGGUUACCUUAGUAAAUAAGCAAAUGUCAAUUGCACAUCUGUGGCAAGACGCAGUUUCUGGUUUCCUCUAUCAAAGGCAGACACACCAUUCUGUAAUCUUGAUCUCUGCACCUUUAUGUUUUUAGUAGCUGCAUUAGGGGCACAGUACUUCUUGAAUGUUGCCAUUCAACAUAACUCUUGAGGUAUGCAUGCUGGCACCAUAGUCAUAAACUUUAAUUUAAAUUAAAUUGUGAAAUUGUGGCUUUAAAAAAACGGAAAGAAUUUGAUAUUUUGAAAUGUUACUGGUAUUGUACUAAGACUGGUUAUGACUCGGUACAAACUCAAAGUACUUUUGUUUAAAAGUAAAAAUAUCAGCGUCAAAUAUAAGCAUAGUACUAAUUUGUGUUUAUUGAGAUUUUGAUUUUGUAAUAACACUGAUGUCAUUUUAGUAGGAAUUUUCAUUUGAAAUCUCAACUUCUAAUGCUAAUAUUUGACAUUUCUCCCUAAUAUUUCUGUUAUUUACUGCAUAUAGUCAAAUAGUUGAACAUGUAAAUCUGUGUACCUUAUUAAAAGUUAUAUGUUUUCACCAAAUAUAUUCUUCAUGGUUUAAAAAAAAAAAAAAAAAAAAAAAGCGUAGUUGUAUCUUUGCUAACACACAGUCUAUGGGUACAUUUCAGAACAUGCAAGUCAAGAUUGACCGGCAACUAUUACUGUGAAUUAUGCUGAGUAAGCCUGCAUUUUAUAUAUUUACCCCAGUGGAUUUUCAUGUCAAGGUUGCAAAUUAGCAUCUAUUAUAUAGGAUGGUGUAUGUUUUGCUGAGUGUGUGUUAUUAAAUACAGCUCUUUGUUUGCAUGUAACCUGUUAUCUUCAGAAAUGUCAUAGAAACUCACAGUGAUAACAUUUUGUAAAUAGCUUUAAUGGAUGUCAGGUUUUAUUACUUAAAUUUUGCAUUUCUUUAAGAAAACAGAUGUAAACAGACGUAGGACUCUUAAUAAAUCAAAAGGAUGGGUUUUUGUUUAAGUCCCAGUCCUAAUUAUUUUGUUUGUCAUGUACUAAUCUUGUUACUAAAACUAAUCAUACGGUGGAAAACGGAUAGAUGAUUUCCAGAUCACAAAAUAUAGACAUAUUUAAACAGAUACUUUUCUCAUGGAUAUAAUGUUUAUUAUUGACUACCAUCUUUGUAGAAAUUUGGCCCAAACUUGCUACCACUUUGACACACAGUGUGGCAUUUUUGAAUACAUGCUCAAUCUCUAUAUGGUAGUUUAUGUUACAUUAGGUCCUGGGGUAUUUCAUUUCUCUUACACACUCAUUCCUUUUACUUAUCUGUUGCUCCUGAGCUCAUCACAUGCAUAACAUGAGAAGACAAGAAAGGACAAAUCCAGGCAACACUGUUUGUCUGUUAAACUAGGCAAACCAAGUUUAUUUGGGCCAUGAACUUUCUUGCAGACUUGAAUGUAAUGUAUGUUAGUGUGAAUCAUACUCUCCCAGUAUGAUGGUAUUGCUUUCAAGGUAUGAUAAAAGAAUAAAUGAUAAAUGACUU
Molecule: messenger RNA, 4677 nt
Organism: Scatophagus argus
Lineage: Eukaryota; Metazoa; Chordata; Actinopteri; Scatophagidae
Gene: dedd
Product: death effector domain containing
Exons: 5
Coding region: 403-1596 (397 amino acids)
Biological process (GO): apoptotic process; extrinsic apoptotic signaling pathway via death domain receptors; regulation of apoptotic process
Cellular component (GO): nucleolus
Molecular function (GO): DNA binding; protein binding
Source: RefSeq, a predicted model, not a curated record